Oryza sativa Japonica Group (Japanese rice) is the source of this 1692-nucleotide messenger RNA. RefSeq lists its product as uncharacterized. The record is from RefSeq and is a predicted model, not a curated record. Lineage: Eukaryota; Viridiplantae; Streptophyta; Magnoliopsida; Poales; Poaceae.
ACAUGUACGGGGAGUAGGAAUUCGGAACAGGGAAGCCGCCGCAUCCCCAAAUUCGCCGGCUUCCUCCCUCCCGAGCUAGGUUUCCGUCUCGCCGCCGCCGCCGCCGCCGCCCGCCUCCUUUUACUUUUUCCGCACCCCAAUUCGCUCCGCUGCCCACCUCCUUUCCUUUUUCCGCUGCCAGCCGACUAGGGUUUCCGCCUCCUCGCCGGACGGACGCCGCGAACCCCCCCCACACGGCCACACCUCGCGCCGGCUCCCUCCUCGCGUUCCGCUUCCCUCGCAUUACAAGCGGCGCCGGUCCCGGAUGGCGGAAGAUGCCAAUGCCGGUCGCAAGAGCUCUACUCAUUUAGCCCAAUCUCCUGAAUUGCACGCAUCUCUUGAAUCGCACGAGCUCAGCGACAGAGAGAUUCCCAAAGACGCUUCUGUUCAUCAACAGGCAAUUGAUGAACCCCAACCAUUGUACAACAUACCUAUUACGAGGGGUGAAGGAACAUUAAUAACUGAACUGCGUAAGGUUAUGGAGGAACUACGUGUGUCUUAUUAUGCUGACACAGAUGAAGAAACUCGGGAGCAACUGAAACAGUUUUGGGAUGAUGAAUUCAAUGCAAUAUCAUCUGGAGAAACAACUAUUGAGAGAGAUCUAAAGUGGAUGCGGAAGGAGGUUAUUGAGGCAUUCGAGACAUACAGUGAGGCUAAUGUAGUUGAUUAUGAGCUUGAAGAUCUUUCUCGUCAGUGCUUGAUUUUUGAUGAUUGUGGUCAGCCAUACCAUCAUUAUAAUUUUACAAUGAAGUCUAAGCGUCCUGAUUCUGAUUUGGAGUCUAGUACUAAUUGUCCUGAUUCUGAUUUGGAGUCUAGUACUAAUUUGGAGAGUUGCAUUUCUCGUCACUAUUUUGCUGAAGUUAAACUUAUGGAUGGAAAGAAACAUUAUUUUUGUUGUCCAUUGGAGUCGUUUGACAAUGGUCAUUGUCAUGGAUGCCGGAAUUCUGGCAUUGAUCUGAAGCAUCCUUCAAACGGUGGUUAUGAGGAGGGCAACGCAUACUCUGGACUCUCUUUUGAUGAUGAUGAAUUCGAUGCAAUCUCUGAAGAAACAACUAAGGAGAAAGGUAUAGAGUGGAUGCGGGAGGAGGUUAUUGAGGCAUUCGAGACAUACAGUAAUGCUAAUGUAGUUGAUUAUGAGCUUGAAGAUCUUUCUCGUCAGUGCUUGAUUUUUGAUGAUUGUGGUCAGCCAUACCAUCAUUAUAAUUUCACAAUGAAGUCUAAGUGUCCUAAUUCUGAUUUGGAGUCUAGUACUAAUGUGGAGAGUUGCAUUUCUCGUCACUAUUUUGCUGAAGUUAAACUUAUGGACGGAGAGAAACAUUAUUUUUGUUGUCCAUUGGAGUCGUUUGACAAUGGUCAUUGUCAUGGAUGCCGGAAUUCUGGCAUUGAUCUGAAGCAUCCUUCAAACGGUGGUUAUGAGGAGGGCAACGCAGACUCUGGAUUCUCUUUUGAUCCAAUCUAAUUAGAUCUAUAGACUAUAGAGUUGAUCAUACUGGAUGGGUAGCGUUGCUGUGGGAUAAUUGUCUAAUAAAACAGUAAAUAUGAGUUGUAAAAAAAAUCUUACUUAUUGUACGAUUUUAUUUUGUGUGGUUAUAUAUUUUUUACCUUGAUCAAUUAUUCAUAUUCAAAGAUAAUAAAUGAUUAGGUUGUAUGAUA